AUUUCUUGCUGUGCGGUUGAGUCGGGUUGUUUGUUGUUUUUGCGUCGUGGUCGUACUUGUUUUGUUGUUGGUGGAAAAACAAUCAAUGAAAAAAAUAGCAAAAAAUCCACGGUGAUAAGAAAAGAUACCGAAAAAGAUAGCGUUAAAUGAAAAACUAAGGCAAUUAAAAACAAAUUAAAUAAAAAUAACAAAAAGUAGUAUCUCAAGAAAUCAGAAAUCCUCAGAAGGCUGUGUCAAUAAAAUAGCAAACACAAAAAAGAAGCAACAAUUCUGAGGGAAGUGCUUGCGGACUUGUUAAUUGAACAUAGAGACUCAUCAUCGUAUUCACCAAAUUUCUGCUACCCUCUGCGAGGACGGACACAAGCCAACGCAAUACUUAAAAACAAAUACAAACUUGUGUUUAAUUGAGAUUUCUUGUGUAACUCAAGUGUUUAAUAACCCCUUUCCCUCCCGCUCAACAGACAAUAAAGUGAUUGUUUGAUCAAGUUUUUUGUUUUACAAAUUAUUUUGUUUCUCCUGCUGUUGUUUGUGUUGUUGCUGCCCAGUCUUCAGUCAGUUAGCCUGUCUUUGUUGCCAUCGUUUCCGACUGGGGCAAAGAAGUAGCAAACCAGCGAAUACCUAGCUACUAGGGCCACUACCACCAACUCCCAUUUUGCUGUAGCAAACAAAACAAAAAAACAGCUGAACCAUGACGAAUAUGCGUCCCCCGAAUAAAACCACUUUACUUAAGGUCGUCAUAUUGGGUGAUGGUGGCGUUGGAAAAUCAUGCCUUAUGAAUCGUUUUGUCUCCAAUCGUUAUGAUGAAAAUAAUUUCCAUACCAUUGGUGUAGAGUUCAUGAACAAAGAUAUCGAUGUCGAUGGUGAAAAGUAUACGCUGCAGAUUUGGGACACUGCUGGCCAGGAACGUUUUCGUGCUCUACGCACCCCUUUCUACAGAGGUUCAGAUGUUUGUCUACUAUGCUAUGCCAUUGAUGAUUAUGAUAGUUUUCGGGGUUUGAAACAGUGGCGCCAAGAAUUUGUUAACUAUGCUGAUGUUAAGCCUGACAAAUUUCCCUUCAUAGUGGUUGGCAAUAAGAACGAUAUGGCCCAUCAUUGCCGUCAGGUGCCCUUCGACGAAGUUAAACAAUGGUGCGAUCAAAAUACCAUCAACAGCCAAAUUGAGACAUCUUCAAAAACAGCCACCAAUGUUACCGAUGCCUUUGUAUUGGCCGUACGCCAAUGGAAACACAUGGAACGUAUUGCAGAGAUUGAGCUUAAACAAAAUGAUACCAUCGAUCUAACGAAAACCAUCAAGUUGGCCCAUAAUCGUUUUUGUUGCACAGGUGGUGGUAGUACGGCUAGUACCUCAGCUUCAGGUUUUCAAGCCUCCGAUUCGGAUGAUGAAUCUAUGAAUAUUUCUUCACCGCGAAGAGUGGGUAAAAAACAACAGAAAGGCCAGUCCUUAACACAAUUUCAACUUUAAAGAGAUCAUAAGGUGAUGUGAGAAAGGAAAACCCCAAGCAAAAUUCUAAAAAGAAAUUGGUUGUAAAUUAAGACAUCACAUGAAAACUACCACCACCACCACCACUAUUAUACAUACAUACAUUCCAAAAUCGAAACGAUUUGAUGAUGCUGACAGAAAAAAAAAACAUUCCAAAUAGGUUCGUGUAAGAUAUUAGUACAAAAUCUAAGUAGCGGAAAUAAUAAGGAGGCAUAUGGUGAAAUAUUUCUCCUUCAAAGAAUCUCUUUAGCCUAUACAGGCUCCCAUUAAGAGUUUUAGCUAAGCACAAUGGUCUAGAAUUGAAAUUCAAGGGGCAGAAGUUUAUGACUUCCAUUAAAGGAAAGAAGUUCUUUAUGGGCCAUACAAAACGAUGAAGUCUAUAAGGCGGCUUUUUAGGAUAACUUAACGUGGACCAUUCUAUAAUAUUCGUAACAAGAUUUCUUUGAAGUGAAAUCUCGCGAUUAACGUGACUGAUGUAAUGCAAUGCAUUGCAUGGUUCGGAUGUUUCGAAAAAAAAAUAUAACCGAUUAUUUAGAGCUGCACACCACUUCCACGCCCACUCCUCUUUUCUCGCCAGGGUAUUAUAAUGGGCUAACUAGCCUCCGAGUGAUUUAAACUUUAUGAAGGUCUAUCCAUUCAACCUAGACAUAGCCUCUGAGAUGCACAUGUGGCCCAUAAAGCCAUUGUCAAUCAAUUUUGCAGGCCACUCUGAACUUUAAAACCUUUUCAACUGUUGUGUUUUGAAACCAUUUUGCAAGUUCGAGUCCUUGCCCGAAAGCAGUUACUGUUUCUGGGCCCAUUGAAUUCAAUAGUGGAUCCCACGAAGGGCUAUCCAUUCAACCUAGACAUAGCCCCAGAGAUGCAUAUGUGGCCUAUAAAGCCAUUGUCAAUCAAUAUUGCAAGUCAUCCCGAAGUUACAAACACUUUUCAACUGUUGUGAAUUCAAUGCUGGAUCCCACUAAGGGCUAUCCAUUCAACCUAGACAUAGCCCCAGAGAUGUACAUGUGGCCCAUAAAACCAUUGUCAAUCAAUUUUGUAGGCCGCCCUGAACUUUUCAAUCCUUUUUAGCUGUUGUAUUUUGAAACCAUUUUACAAGUUCGAGUCCUUGCCCGAUAACAGUUACAGUUUCUGGACCUAUUGAAUGCAAAACUGGAUCCCACUUGUAAGUAUAUACCCUUGUUGGCCCCAUAAAUUUCAGUUUUAGACCUUUGUGUGAUGGGUUAAAAAGUCUAAGGGCAAUUUUCACAAUGCCCAUUUACCAUUUAUUAUGAUAUUCCACAACUCAAAAGAAAACAAAUACGCAUAAUUAUUGACAAUAGAAGAUAUUUUGUGGGAAAAUGGAAUGCAAUGUCUAACAGGUAGUCGUUUUCAACCAAAAUAUCAAAAGUAUAAAAUUUGGCAGCUUAACAUUCCGAAAGAAGUAGGGUAAAAACAUUUCGAUGUAAAGCAACUUAUCUUCAGUUUUAACUAAAAGUGCUUCUUUUUAUUACCCAAAUCAUAAUACACUCCCAAUAAAAGUUAUAGCAUAAGGAAUUGAAGCCAUAUCACAUCUUAAGAAGAUAUGAAACAUUGUAGCAGCGCCAUCUGUUAGAGAAUAUCCCUUCCUUCCAGGUUUCCUAUCGUCGCCUCGACCACCACACUAUACUCGACACCUGUUUUACUGCCCAGUCAGACCCACUCGACUCACACCCAGAUCCCGCUGGACACAUCCCACCUUAGCCACAUAGUUCCUGGAUUUGGGGAUGGUCAACAGAAUUAAGCAGACGAUAGAUAGAACAACACAACACACUGCUAUAACAACAACAAAAACCUUAUAUGUCGCCAACAAAGUGAGAGGAUACAAUUUCUUGUAUUAUGGCCAGGAUUCGAGCCUAGAAUUUUAUCGCCAUAGGCGGUUAUGCUAACUUGUGCUCUACGGUGGCCCGUUGUUAUAUUCCAAAAGGCUAAUAAAGUUGGCUAUCCCCCCCAAAUCAUGGCGAAACAAUUAAAGGUGGUCUCAUUUGUACAAGAACCAAAAAUCAUAUGGUGCAAUCCGCCAUGUUGUCAUCAAGCUGAUCGACGUGUUGGCAACACACACAAAGACAUUUGUGUAUACGUGUGCGUACAUGAGCAGAGAAUAUGCGAGAAAAAAGACACCAACAAAGAGAAUGUAAACAAAAAUCUGUCAUCUUAAUACCGUCACACCUGGCCGCCUGUUAACAGCUGUUCCCGUGAGAGCAACUUUUUAAAUCCGCCUUGCCCCCAAAUUAUACUUUAACUGAGGCAGGAAGCCAGUCUGCCUGACACGGAUUAGACUUCAGCUGGUGGUAGAAUAUCACGGUCGAAACUUUUAAUGGAAUAAUUUCUUAUAAAGUUUAUAUUUUUAUCGUAGACCCAUAAAAGCCAGUGAGACAGUGAGUUUUGUUAGGCCACCCGAUUUCCUUCUUCAGUUUGGCUCAGAUCGAUCCAGAUUUGGAUAUGGCUGCCAUAUAGACCGAUCUCCCAAUUUGAGGUCUUGGGCACAUAUAAGGCGCAUUUAUUGUCCGAUUUAGCUGAAAUUUGAGACAGUGAGUUGUGUUAAGCCCUUCGACAUCUAUUUUCGAUUUGGCCCAGAUUGGUCCAGAUUUGAAUAUAGCUGUGAGUCUUGGCUCCACAAAAGGCGCAUUCAUUAUCCGAUUUUGCUGAAAUUUGAGACAGUGAGUUAUGGCUAUUCGUCAUCCUUCUUCAAUUUGGCCCAGAUCAGUUGAGAUUUAGAUAUUGCUGCCAUAUACACUGAUUUCUCGAUUUAAGGUCUUGGACCCAUAAAAGGCGCACUUUUUGUCCAAUUUCGCUGAAAUUUAGGACAGUGAUUUGUGUUAGGCCCAUCGAUAUCUAGGCCCCAUAAAAGGCGCAUUCAUUAUCCGAUUUUGCUGAAAUUUGAGACAGAUGUUAGGCUUUUUGACAUCCUCGUCCUAUAUGGUUCAGAUCGGUCUAUAUUUGGAUAUAGCUGCCAUAUAGACCGAUCUCUCGAUUUAAGGUUUUGGACCAAUAAAAGGCGCAUUUUCUGUACAAUUUCGCUAAAAUUUACGACAGAGAGUUGUGUUAGGCCCCUAGAUAUCCUUCUUGAAGACGGCCCAGAUCGGUCCACAUUUCGAUAUAGCUACCAUAUAGACCAAUCUCUCGGUUUAAGGUCUUGGACCCAUUAAAAGCGCAUUUUUUGUCCAAUUUAGGACAGUGAGUUGUGUUAGGCUCCUCGAUAUCCUUCUUGAAGACGACCCAGAUCGGUGCAGAUUUGGAUAUAGCUGCCAUAUAGACCGUUCUCUCGAUUUAAGGUCUUGGCCCCAUAAAAGAAGCAUUUGUUAUGCGAUUUCGCUGAAAUUUGACACAGUCACUUAUGCUAGGAUUUUUGACAUCCUCGUCCUAUAUGGUUCAGAUCGGUCUAUAUUUGGAUAUAGCUGCCAAAACGACCAAUAUUGAAACAAAAUUAAACAGUCACUUGUGUUGAUUAGACCACUCAAUGUCCGUGUCGAAUUUGGUCAAAAUCGCAACAUAUUUCGACAUAGCUGCUAUGAGUGCAUAAAUUAUGAAUUUUUCACCGAAUUAUGACGAAAGGUGGCUUAUAUAUACGAGGUGGUGGGUAUCCAAAGUUCAGUCGGGACAAUUUUUUUUUCCUUUUUUUUACUGUUAAAAUUUUUUUGUGUUGACAAUUUUCUGAACAUUUUUAGAGAAAAUUUAUUAUUAUUUAGCUCUAAAAUUGUUAUAAUGCUAUAUUUCUAUAGAAAAUUUUCGGCAAAUUUUAUUUCUGUCGAUUAUUCUGGAAAUUAAUUUUAACUAAAACUUUUCUGAAAAUCUCAGAACUCUUCGAUAGUUUACUUAAAAUGCAUUCGGAUUUUUUUAAAUCUUUUUUCUUUCAUUAAAACUGAAGAUAUGUUGCGUUGCAGAAGUCUUUACUGUGAAAUCAUACCGUCUUAACACAAGACAAAAUACAACAAAAGGGUUGUAAAUUUGACAGCUCUUAAAAUAAGUUUUUUCUAAAUCUUUUUACAUUCCAGAGUUUUUAAAAAAUUAAAAAAAAAAAUUUUGCUUAGCUGUUUAUUUUUAUAAAAAAAAACAACACUCCUUUAUGUAAAAGACAAACCCAGUUGGUAGCUUUAAACAUUUUUAUUAUUAUAUUUUUUACAAAAAAAACAAAAAAUAUUAAUACAAUCGCACCAAAUAUUAUUUUUAAGUUUCUAAAAUCUAAUUAUUAAUUAAAGAAAGUGAUACCCAAAUCUUACAAAAAAAAAAAAAUAAA
This is a messenger RNA of Stomoxys calcitrans (stable fly), 5732 nucleotides long. RefSeq names its product ras-related protein Rab-9A (gene Rab9). Lineage: Eukaryota; Metazoa; Arthropoda; Insecta; Diptera; Muscidae. Gene Ontology annotation, molecular function: GTP binding; GTPase activity. Bases 689 to 1462 code for a protein of 257 amino acids. The transcript is spliced from 4 exons. The record is from RefSeq and is a predicted model, not a curated record. Gene Ontology annotation, biological process: retrograde transport, endosome to Golgi. Gene Ontology annotation, cellular component: late endosome; phagocytic vesicle; lysosome.